GAUGCAGAGGACGUACGUCGACGUAACUCGUGAGUCAUUUCCUGACAGGUCAAUAUAUUACUGCAUGUAAAAGUAGAAGGUUCGACGCGACACGUUACUCCCAUCACCAGUGCCAUGCCUCUUCGGUCACAUGCUCGCCCCGUCCGAAACGUGGAUUCCGCCUUUUCUUCCUGUCUCCCUCCGACCCAUCAUAAGUGCCUCCUCCUCCAUCUCCUCUUCUAUGUACUGCAACGUUCGUUCUAGAUAUAUAACAACAGUAUGAUGUGAUUCCAGCUCUCCACCCAUCAUACUACACACACGAAAUAGAGCCGCUGGCUGUGCGCCAGAGAGAAGAGAGGGAUGGCGGCAGCGGGCAGCGGCGACGGGCGGCCGAGCCGGUACGAGUCGCAGAAGCGGCGGGACUGGAACACCUUCUUGCAGUACCUCAAGGACCACCGGCCGCCGCUGGUGCUGUCGCGGUGCAGCGGCGCGCACGUGCUGGAGUUCCUGCGCCACCUCGACCAGUUCGGGAAGACCAAGGUCCACGCCACCGGCUGCCCCUUCUUCGGCCUGCCCAGCCCGCCGGCGCCAUGUCCCUGCCCGCUCCGCCAGGCGUGGGGCAGCCUCGACGCCCUCGUCGGCCGCCUCCGGGCCGCCUUCGAGGAGAACGGAGGCCACCCGGAGGCUAACCCCUUCGGCGCCCGGGCCGUCCGGCUGUACCUGAGGGAGGUCAGGGACUCGCAGGCCAAGGCGAGAGGCAUCGCCUACGAGAAGAGGAAGAAGAAGCGGAAGCGGUCGCCGCUUCAGCCCCCUGUCGCGGUGGCGGAGGCGCCGCGCUGCGAUCUAAACUCACUGGAUUACGACAACAUGGACGUCAUCCAGUAUCUCGUAACCGGCACUAACAUGGAGACGAUGACCGGUGAAGCCGAUACCGGGGUCGUCAUGGCAAUCAUGGGAACACUCGACGCCGCUUUCAUGCCAUUGCCAGUGUUUCAUUAGUCCUCUCAGCCCUUCCGCUUACAGCAGACAUCUUUAUGACUAGUAUGUACUUGUACGUGACUCACGGCCACUCUUAAGCUUCUUUGUGAAUGAACUAAAUAGCUUCUUUUGGAGUCCUUAA
Molecule: messenger RNA, 1099 nt
Organism: Musa acuminata AAA Group (dessert banana)
Lineage: Eukaryota; Viridiplantae; Streptophyta; Magnoliopsida; Zingiberales; Musaceae
Product: protein G1-like1
Exons: 1
Coding region: 340-978 (212 amino acids)
Biological process (GO): mRNA transcription; response to light stimulus
Cellular component (GO): nucleus
Source: RefSeq, a predicted model, not a curated record